Vidua macroura (Pin-tailed whydah) is the source of this 664-nucleotide messenger RNA. It is a transcript of the gene REG4, whose product is annotated as regenerating family member 4. Bases 132 to 611 code for a protein of 159 amino acids. The record is from RefSeq and is a predicted model, not a curated record. Lineage: Eukaryota; Metazoa; Chordata; Aves; Passeriformes; Viduidae. The transcript is spliced from 6 exons.
GCACCAGGCUAUAAAGGGCAGCUCCUCUCCUCUCCUGAACCGGUGACCCACGACCAGCCGCUAUUUCUCACCAUCUCCGGACAACAGGGACCUUGUGUGACCCUCCCGAGCCUUUCUAGGGAGCAAGGAGGAUGGCGGCUGCGGGCAGACUUGCCCUUCUGCUGCUGGGCUGCGUGGGGCUCCUGCGGCCAGUCGACGGCAGGUACAUAAACUACUGCCCCGACGGCUGGUCCUACUACAAGCUCAGCUGCUUCAAAUACUUCCCCGAGCCCCGGAGCUGGGACGAGGCUGAGAGUCGGUGCCAGGACGUCAAGAAAGGCGCCCACCUGGCCUGGGUGGAGGACGCCCACGAGGCAUCCACCCUGCAGAGAACCAUCUCCUACCACCAGCGUGUGCAGCCCGUCUGGAUUGGACUCCAAAAGAGUAAAGAGAGACAGGCCUGGCAGUGGAUGAGUGGGAAGGACUACAGUGCCGCCAGUGAGAUGCCUGGGAACGGUGCCCGCGGGGGGAGCUGCGCCAUGCUGACCCAUCACAGCGGCUUCUCUGUGUGGUCUAGUGCCGACUGCUCCCGGAGGCAUCACUACAUCUGCAAGUUCUACCCCUUGCACUGAGCACAGCCCUGGCGCCGGCGGCGUCCCUCCCGUGCCACCUGCGUGUCUCUCCC